AUGAUUGUUCCGCACCUCUCGGUGGUGGUGCUGCCGGGUUUCAGUUUUCACCACCCAUGGGCGAGGUUGCUGAAAAAUCAGCCCGCGCGGGGCGCUUGGCCUUUCCAGCUUGCACUCCUUGCACUCCUUGCGCUCCUUGCGCUCCUUGCGCUCCUUGAAGCCUUCAAGCGGGGAAGCCCCAAGGGCCCUUUUGGCAUGAAAGCUCGGAGCCGAGGCUACCGGCUACCGAAGGAGGGCAGCGAUUGCACACCGCAGCUGCGGCCGCUGCAAGGGUGCCAAGAGCCGCCGCUACCGCCCUGGUGCAGCUCGGAGUUUCAGGAACGCCGGCAAAUCCACGAUGUUGCCCAGCUGCCGCAGUUGCGACGCUGGCUUCAUGCAGCUGCCAACAUUUUCGUUCCUUCUGCUACGAGAACUGCUACGAGCCCGAGAGAGACAAAGACUCGUGCUCGAACUUUCACUCGGUGUUGCUUUGCCAGGGCCAGCUAG
Molecule: messenger RNA, 486 nt
Organism: Symbiodinium sp. CCMP2592
Lineage: Eukaryota; Dinophyceae; Suessiales; Symbiodiniaceae
Source: the annotation of a GenBank genome assembly